This is a messenger RNA of Parnassius apollo (apollo), 687 nucleotides long. The record is from the annotation of a GenBank genome assembly. NCBI's taxonomy places the organism in Eukaryota, Metazoa, Arthropoda, Insecta, Lepidoptera, Papilionidae.
AUGGUUCGAAUACACAAGCAGGCGAGAGAAGUGGACGAAGACCAUUUGAAAAAUCUUAAGAACGAGACGGAACUGUUAUACGGAAAAAUGGAAGGAAAGUUGAAGAUGAUUUUCAUGAUAGAGAAAUACCCUGAAAUGUAUAACUUCAUUCGGCCGCCAUCCAAAGAGUACGAGCCCCCUGUGCCCGAAUACGGACGACUGCAGUGUGUCAUGGAGGACUUUCUUGGCCGUGUAAAGUAUAACCAGUGGUACUCGCUGUACGUCCUCACCGAGUCCGUUUCAUGCAUACAUUUGGUUGUUGAAGAGUGUCUUAAGGUGGAAUCAAUGUUGUUCUUUACGACGAACUACGGCAGGAAUGUGGGGCUCCCUGAAUUUGAUGCGGCUCAACAGCAUUGCACACAAAUGUAUGCCCUACGCUAUUGUAUAGAACAGUCGAUGUCAAUGUUCGUGAACCUUUGCGAGACGCCGUGUCUCUGCACAUACUGGUGCGAGGAUGACUACGAGUGGGACUCGGAGGAUCUCAUCAACUCGCCCUUUCGCUGUCUUCUGGAACUGAAUGUGGUGGAAUACAGAGAAAGACUUUUGAAGGCAUACAGGAAGGCGAUUAUACCACUAAAGGCAUACAUGCGCCAAUACGAAGGCUACCGAGAUAUUUUCAUGUUGAGCAUCGAGGAGUAUGUCGAGUAA